Molecule: messenger RNA, 594 nt
Organism: Eucalyptus grandis
Lineage: Eukaryota; Viridiplantae; Streptophyta; Magnoliopsida; Myrtales; Myrtaceae
Product: cytochrome P450 71AU50-like
Exons: 3
Coding region: 1-594 (197 amino acids)
Molecular function (GO): heme binding; iron ion binding; oxidoreductase activity, acting on paired donors, with incorporation or reduction of molecular oxygen
Source: RefSeq, a predicted model, not a curated record
AUGGUGGAAGAGAACCGCUUGCUCAAAUUAAAGUACCUCAAUGCUAUCAUCAAGGAGGCAUUUCGCUUGCACCCGGUGCUGCCGAUAUUGGUGCCUUGGACCCCACAUGCUUCCUGUGUUGUCGGAGGUUACACAAUUCCCAAGGGCAGUAACAUAUUCUUGAAUAUGGGCUAUAUCCAGAGAGACCCCAAGAUUUGGGAUAAACCAUCGGAGUUCAGAUUUGAGAGGUGCUUGAAAGAUCCCAGCAAGUAUGAUCUCUCAGGCAACAAUUUCACGUAUAUGCCCUUCGGUUCCGGUCGAAGGUGGGACCUACCGCAAGGGGUGGAGCUGGAUUUAUUGGGCAAGUUCGGGCUUGUGGUCAAGAAAAUGAAGCCCCCGGUCGCCAUUCCCAAGCCGAGAUUGUCCUCUCCAGAGCUGUACAUGUCGAGUUGGGGACCAGAAGACGAAGUCAUGUUGAUCAAGAGCAAAAUGUUUCUGGUCCUGCAUAAAUGUAUUCGACCGGGCAGUUCUCAAGGUGGCGGGCUCGUCUGCAGCGGGUGCUGCAUAUUUUCUAUUGACUUUAUCAUCGAGUACUCUGGAGCACUUUUUAAGUAA